UGUAAGGAAGUGGUUAAGCACCAUACACGGGCCUGUAUAAGAUCCAGCAUAACCUUCUCCCAACAACUCGAGUUAUUGGGACCAACUGGUUUAUGACAUGGUAUCAGAGCCUGGUUGUCCGUGAGGUCACGUGUUCAAGUCCUCACGACCCCCAAUAUUAACCGUUGUCUUUCAAGCACAUGGUAUGGCGGGCCUGUGCAAACUUCAAGCCCAUGAGUCGGCUUUCGUUUGAGGGGGCGUGUAAGGAAGUGGUUAAGCACCAUACACGGGCCUGUAUAAGAUCCAGCAUAACCUUCUCCCAACAACUCGAGUUA
Linum tenue is the source of this 314-nucleotide messenger RNA. The record is from the annotation of a GenBank genome assembly. NCBI's taxonomy places the organism in Eukaryota, Viridiplantae, Streptophyta, Magnoliopsida, Malpighiales, Linaceae.